Messenger RNA from Coregonus clupeaformis (lake whitefish), 2686 nucleotides. RefSeq names its product serine/threonine-protein phosphatase 2A 56 kDa regulatory subunit beta isoform-like. Lineage: Eukaryota; Metazoa; Chordata; Actinopteri; Salmoniformes; Salmonidae. The record is from RefSeq and is a predicted model, not a curated record. The transcript is spliced from 13 exons. Gene Ontology annotation, biological process: signal transduction; protein dephosphorylation. Gene Ontology annotation, molecular function: protein phosphatase activator activity. Gene Ontology annotation, cellular component: cytosol; protein phosphatase type 2A complex; nucleus. Bases 263 to 1807 code for a protein of 514 amino acids.
CAUCUCUCUAUCCCUCCCUCCUUCCUCCCUCCUCUAUCACCCCUCCUCUAAUCCUCCCCAUCCCUCUGUUCCAUUCCCAGAUUAUCCAUUUUUAUUCAUUUGUUAACGUAUUAGCUCUAUAAAGGAUUUUUUUUUUUAACGGUUCACCCUAUCUCAAUCCUAUACGCCUCUCCUUCACUAGCAUCUCAUCGGCGCAUCCAGACACACAAACACACAAACUUGAAACACACACCGGACCGCUCGCUAACACAACACAGCAGCGAUGGAGACCACCAAACUGCCCCCGACCAGCCCGUCCUCCCCGACCACCGGGUUCUCUGUACCGUCAGCGGAGAAGGUGGAUGGGUUUCCCCGGCGCUCGAUGCGCAGAGCCCGGCAGAGGCGCUCCCACUCCUCGUCCCAGUUCCGCUACCAGAGCUCCCAGGUCGAGCUGACGGCACUGCCGCUACUCAAAGAUGCCCCUGUGGCAGAGCUCCAUGACCUGUUCUGUAAGAAGCUGCAGCAGUGCUGCGUCCUCUUUGACUUCCUGGACUGUGUGGCAGACCUGAAGGGGAAAGAGAUCAAACGAGCUGCGCUCAACGAACUGGUGGAGUCUGUUGCUACAAGCAGAGGAGUUCUGAUAGAGCCACUCUACCCAGAGGCUAUUAAGAUGAUCUCAGUGAAUAUCUUCAGGACGUUACCUCCCAGUGAGAACCCAGAGUUUGACCCGGAGGAGGAUGAACCCACUCUAGAGGCCUCCUGGCCACACCUGCAGCUGGUGUAUGAGUUCUUUCUGCGUUUCCUGGAGAGCCCAGACUUCCAGCCCUCCAUGGCCAAACGCUAUGUCGACCAGAAGUUUGUUCUUCAGCUGUUGGAAUUGUUUGACAGUGAAGAUCCGAGGGAGAGAGAGUACCUCAAGACCAUCCUGCAUCGUGUCUACGGCAAACUGCUCGGCCUGCGGGCGUACAUACGCAAACAGAUCAACAAUAUCUUCCUCAGGUUUAUCUAUGAGACUGAGCACUUCAACGGUGUGGCAGAGCUACUGGAGAUUCUGGGCAGCAUUAUAAACGGGUUUGCUCUGCCCCUGAAGUCGGAACAUAAGCAAUUCCUGGUUCGAGUCCUGAUCCCUCUACACUCAGCCAAGUCCCUGUCCAUCUUCCACGCACAGUUGGCGUACUGUGUGGUCCAGUUUAUGGAGAAAGAUUCUACAGUCACAGAAUACAUCAUACGAGGGCUCCUCAAGUACUGGCCCAAAACCUGCACCCAGAAAGAGGUGAUGUUCCUAGGGGAGAUAGAGGAGAUACUGGAUGUGAUCGAGCCAUCUCAGUUUAUCCGUGUUCAGGAGCCUCUCUUCAAACAGAUCGCUGCCUGCAUCUCCAGCCCACACUUCCAGGUAGCGGAGAGGGCUUUGUACUUCUGGAACAACGAGUACAUCCUGUCUCUGAUAGAGGAGAACUGUCAGGUGAUUCUACCUCUGGUCUUCGCCACGCUCUACACAGUGUCCAAGGAGCACUGGAACCAGACUAUAGUCUCUCUGAUCUACAACGUUCUGAAGACCUUUAUGGAGAUGAACAGCAAGCUGUUUGAUGACCUCACUGCCUCUUACAAAGUGGAGAAACAGAAGGAGUUGAAGAGGGAGUGUGAGCGUGCAGAGCUGUGGCGGGGGCUGGAGGAGCAGCAGGAGAGGAGACUGCAGACCCUGGGGGAGGCCAGUCGCAAUCAGAAGAACCUCCAGGAGAGAGGGGAGCCUCCUCAGCCCUCCUCCCCACAGACAGCAUUCCCUGAGCAGCCAAACCCCGAGCUCAGCGGAGCCUCCUCUAACACCUAGAGCCAGACAGUGGAGGAUCAGUACCAGGAUACAUAGAGUACUUAGAGGACAUACAGAGACAGUAUACACAGUCACACACACACACACACACACACACACACACACACACACUGAGAACGUACACAUGAACGCACACGUAGUCACACACAGGAAUAUACUGUGUACACACACACUCAUGCAGAAUGUAAACAAAAGAUGAAUUAACUCAAACACAUAGACUGACACUCACCCUGUUAGACUAGAUACACCUACAUUGAAGUACAAACACAGCCCUCUACACACUUACUACAAGACUACCCACACACACACACUGCCCAUCUUAAACAAGACAUAUUUUACUCUCUCUCUCUCUCUCUCUCUCUCUCUCUCUCUCUCUCUCUCUCUCUCUCUAUCACACACACACACACACACUGAUCAACUGGUACUGGUUCUAGCUGUCUAGGUUUUGACGUGGAACCGUUUUCCCGGGUUCUCUGACAAAGGACUUUUUACCGUCCCAAAAGAUGCAGAGGAUUGAUGUUGAUGAUGAAGAUGAAGUGAAUGCUACAUCAUAUUGUUCCUUCUUCUAUUCUUCUUUACUGUACUACUACUACUCCUACUACUACUGAUGUUUUUAUAUAUAUGUCUGAAUAUUAUGAUUAUUAUAGUGUUGGUGGGAGAAUCUUUAGUGUAGCACUCCUAAAGCUUUAGCAGAACUAGAGCAUGGACCAAAUCACACCCUAUUCGCUACAGAGCGAGUGCACUACUGGCCAAAUGUAGUAUACUAUAUGGGGCCUAAUCCCCAUAUUGUAGUGCAAUACUACUGACCAAAAGCAGUGCACUAUAUGGGGGAAAGGGGCUACUUCCCAAAUGGCAACCUAUUCCCUACAUUGUGCACUA